AUGGCCACCGGCUUCCUACGCGUGAAGGGCGAUACUAUCGUCGAUGGGAAUGGAGAGGGGGUUGUGAUGCGAGGAGCUGCUCUUGGAGGAUGGAUGAAUAUGGAGAAUUUCAUCACAGGCUUCGCAGGCCACGAAGCCCAGCACCGCGCCGCCAUGCGCCGAGUCCUAGGACAAGAGAAAUACGAAUUUUUCUUCGACAAAUGGCUCGAGUACUUCUUCACUGAGGCGGAUGCCAAAUUCUUCGCCGAGCUAGGACUGAACUGUCUACGUCUGCCUUUCAACUACCGGCACUUCGAGGACGAUAUGAAUCCCCGCGUGCUAAAGGAAUCUGGCUUCAAGCAUUUGGACCGAGUCGUCGACCUGUGCGCAGCACACGGGAUCUAUACCAUCCUAGACAUGCAUGCCGUCCCUGGCGGUCAGAAUCCAGACUGGCACUCCGACAAUCCUACCAGCUAUGCCGCUUUCUGGGAUUACAAGGACCACCAAGACCGGACUAUCUGGCUCUGGGAGCAGAUCGCCGCCAGGUACAAAAGCAAUCCUUGGGUUGCUGGAUACAACCCCCUCAACGAACCUUGCGAUCCUGAGCAUGUUCGGCUCCCCGCAUUCUAUGCUCGUGUCGAAAAGGCAAUUCGCAAGAUCGACCCGGACCAUAUCCUGUGGCUAGACGGGAACACGUUUGCGAUGGAGUGGAAGGGCUUUGACGAGGUGUUGCCAAACAGCGUGUAUGCCAUGCAUGAUUACUCGUCAAUGGGUUUCCCCACCGGCGAUCGCUACAAAGGCACAGCCGAACAAAAAGAGCGACUUGAACGCGGGUACCUGCGCAAAGCGCAGUUCAUGAGCGAGAACAAGACCCCCCGUCUGGAACGGGGAGUAUUCGACGUUGAUGCUGAGACUGUUAACCAGGAGCGGUACAACCUCCUUGGCGAUCAGCUGCGUAUCUACGACAAGUACAACAUCAGCUGGUCGAUCUGGCUCUACAAGGACAUUGGUCUGCAGGGUAUGAUCUAUACGGAUCCCGAGAGCAAGUGGAACAAGACGCUCAAGCCUUUCUUGGAGAAGAAGAGGGACCUCUGGCUGGAUAAAUGGGGCCGUCGGCCUAAGUCCGAACCUGAGGAAGCUGUGAAGCCUUUGCUUGAAUGGAUUGACCGCGUUAGUCCAACUGCGAAGAAUACUUAUCCCACGUCGUGGAAUACAGAACUACAUGUCAUGCGGAAUGUGUUUUAUACUUUCUUGGCGGCAUCGUUUGUGGAUGAAUUUGCUGAACUAUUCCGAGGAAGCAGUGAGAAGGACCUGGAAGAGUUGGCUAGGAGUUUCCAUUUUGACGGUUGCGUGCAGCGAGAGGGCUUGAAUCGUAUACUCAAGGACCACGCACAUUCGUCUCAUUGA
This is a messenger RNA of Penicillium mononematosum, 1386 nucleotides long. RefSeq names its product glycoside hydrolase family 5 protein. Gene Ontology annotation, biological process: glucan catabolic process. The coding region runs from base 1 to 1386 and encodes 461 amino acids. The record is from RefSeq and is a predicted model, not a curated record. Gene Ontology annotation, cellular component: extracellular region; cell surface. The transcript has 5 exons. Gene Ontology annotation, molecular function: beta-glucosidase activity. Lineage: Eukaryota; Fungi; Ascomycota; Eurotiomycetes; Eurotiales; Aspergillaceae.